Molecule: messenger RNA, 1807 nt
Organism: Plectropomus leopardus (leopard coralgrouper)
Lineage: Eukaryota; Metazoa; Chordata; Actinopteri; Perciformes; Serranidae
Gene: glra4a
Product: glycine receptor, alpha 4a
Biological process (GO): monoatomic ion transmembrane transport
Cellular component (GO): plasma membrane
Molecular function (GO): transmitter-gated monoatomic ion channel activity; transmembrane signaling receptor activity; glycine binding
Source: RefSeq, a predicted model, not a curated record
GACUGAGGGGAGAUUUGAAAGCAGAGGAUGCUCCCACAGGUCAUUCGGAUUCUGUAUGUCUUGUCUUUCUGCUUUUUCCAAGGAGGCUUUAUCAGACUGAGCUCCUGUAAGGAGGAGAUAAAGCCCCCCAGCAGGGCAGGACCACAGCUGUCGCCUUCUGACUUCCUGGACAAGCUCAUGGGGAAAACAUCAGGAUAUGAUGCCCGCAUCAGACCCAACUUCAAAGGUCCACCUGUGAAUGUCACCUGUAAUAUUUUCAUCAACAGCUUUGGGUCCAUCACAGAAACUACAAUGGACUACAGGCUCAAUGUAUUUCUACGGCAAAAAUGGAACGACCCUCGCCUGGCGUACAGCGAAUAUCCAGACGACUCCCUCGAUCUGGAUCCAUCCAUGUUGGACUCGAUUUGGAAACCUGAUUUAUUCUUUGCAAACGAGAAAGGAGCCAAUUUCCACGAGGUCACCACUGACAACAAGCUGCUACGGAUUUUCCAAGAUGGCAGCGUUCUGUAUAGCAUUAGGCUGACUCUUACCCUGUCCUGCCCUAUGGACUUGAAGAAUUUCCCAAUGGACAUUCAGACCUGUACAAUGCAGCUUGAAAGCUUUGGUUACACAAUGAAUGACUUGAUCUUUGAGUGGCUGUCUGACAACCCCGUUCAGGUGGCUGAUGAUCUCACCCUCCCACAGUUUGUGCUCAAAGAGGAGAAGGAUUUGGGCUACUGCACAAAGCAUUACAACACAGGUAAAUUCACCUGCAUCGAGGUGAAGUUCCACCUGGAACGUCAAAUGGGCUACUACUUGAUCCAGAUGUACAUCCCUUCCCUCCUCAUCGUCAUCCUCUCGUGGGUGUCUUUCUGGAUAAACAUGGAUGCUGCACCAGCCAGAGUGGGUCUGGGCAUCACGACUGUACUGACGAUGACGACGCAGAGCUCAGGUUCAAGAGCCUCACUGCCCAAGGUGUCCUAUGUGAAGGCCAUUGACAUUUGGAUGGCGGUGUGCCUUCUGUUUGUGUUUGCUGCCCUGCUGGAGUACGCAGCAGUCAACUUUGUCUCAAGGCAACACAAGGAGUUCAUCAGGCUGAGGAAAAAGCAGCGGCAGCAAAGAAUAGUGUUUGCCAGUCAGCCUGGGAGUGUUGAGUCUUUGCGGAAAGUGAAUGACAUCCCUGGUAACAACUCAACCUACAGGAACCUGAAUCAGCACUGCAGCGCCUGUGCCAGGGAGGAGGAACUGGUGAGGGAGAGCCGUGGAUUUUACUUCCGGGGUUACGGACUGGGUCACUGCCUGCAGAACAAGGAUGGUACCGCUGUGGAGGGGGCCACUGUGUUCACCCCGCCACCUCCUCCCCCUCCGGUCACAAUGUUUGACGGAGAAGUGCUUCACAAGCGCUUUGUGGACCGGGCCAAACGCAUUGACACCAUAUCCAGAGCUGUUUUUCCCUUAAGCUUCCUCAUAUUCAACAUCUUCUACUGGAUCACUUACAAAGUGCUGCGACACGAGGACAUCCAUGCAAAUUUGUAAAAACGCUCUCUGCUGACACCAGUUGCUACUUUUUUUUUUUUCUCAGAACCAAACUGCCUGUCAGACCUACAUUACAACGAGGAAAUGUGUCAAGAGGCGUAUCUGCUUCUUAAAACCAUUGCUAAAAACUCUGUGCUCAGGUGCGUCUGCAGGAUCUCACAGGAGGAGUGAUUAAGUCAAAAGAUGAGGUUAAGCUGCGUGGAUUGUUUUGUGAUUGCCCUGGUUUCUGUCCUGGUUUGAUUCGUGCGGAUUACAACAGAGACAAAACACUGCUUGGGACUCGUGGGUUUGU